Paramecium octaurelia is the source of this 672-nucleotide messenger RNA. Lineage: Eukaryota; Ciliophora; Oligohymenophorea; Peniculida; Parameciidae. The record is from the annotation of a GenBank genome assembly.
AAUAAUUCUAAUGGGAACAGGUGGUGGUGGAAUGAAGGCCUAAUCCUUAUAGGAUUAGUUGAAAUAAUAGCAAAUGAAGCAAGUAAAAUCUGCAAAAUAUCCACCUUUUUCUGAGAAUGAAGUCUUCACUCUUUAAAAGAAAUUUAAAAUCCUUGAUAAAAAUUCUAGACAAUCUAUUAAAAUAGAGGAAUUUAAGGAGUUAUUAGAAAUCAGAAUGCAUUUCUUUCGAGAACGAAUCUACACAUUGAUUGAGGAGGAUAUGAAGAAGUAUUUCUUCAAAUAUACUCUUUUAGACGAAAAACAGAAACUAUGGAUUUCGCCACGUUUAUGCAAUAUUUAACAGUUUUUCAUCCAUUAGCAGAUGUGGAAUCGAAAAAGGAUUACAUGUUUAAAAUAUAUGACUUGGAUCAGGAUGGUAAAAUUACAAAGGAAGACUUGACAGAAGUGUUUAAGAUUUUAUUCAUGAAAAGUUAAACAUCAGCCAUUUAGAAGAAGUCAAUGAGACCUUAAAUAUUUCAGACCAAUUUUAUGAAUAAAGAUUACGUUGAGAAAUUGGGAAAAGACAUUAUGAACAUUGUAGAUGAUGACAAGUCAAAUUCAAUUGAAUUAGAUGAAUUCGUUAAAAUGUUUACAGAUACAGACUUGAAGUUUAGAAUGAAUAUCGUGUUUUGA